This is a messenger RNA of Closterium sp. NIES-65, 627 nucleotides long. The record is from the annotation of a GenBank genome assembly. Lineage: Eukaryota; Viridiplantae; Streptophyta; Zygnematophyceae; Desmidiales; Closteriaceae.
AUGCCACAGGUGCCGCAGAGAGUGGUGCAGCAGGUGUUACCAUCCACUGCGGAGCCAGAGCCAGUCCUGCCAGCAUAUUCCAGCCAAUCACUUUGGGGCUUCGUAGCGGAGAUUGACGGCCCAGAUGCAUUCGCCGGAGGAAUGGGCACCGGGGAAGACGAUGCUGCUAGUGGUGGGGCCUUUCAGGAAUCACUGUCAAUGACUGCAGGUCAGGGGCAGACUGCAGCAUCCCUUGACAUGCACGAUAUUGAGCAGCUCCUUAUGGGGGAUGAAUGUGCUGCUGACAUGUCGGGCUAUGUGAGUGCAGUGGGGCAUCUACUCUUUGAUGAUUCGUCAGCCAUGCAGCAGCUGAGAGCUGAUUGGCUGACUGAUUUCCAGAGGAGCAAUUACGCUGCCUUCACCCCUGACACUGGGGCUGUCCUGGUGCCUGGGCAAACGGCUGCAGCACAGCAAGCAGUCCUGUCAUCAGCUGAGCAUGCAACUGGAAUGCCAUCAUCAGGGGGACCCUCUCUGCCGGUGCAGCAGGGGGUGUGGCAGCUUGGAGCGACCAAAGGCAGGCAACCCAAUCAAGAUGGGUCUGCUGCUGGAGGAGGAGAGUACCACUGGGGACAGGGCUUUGUGCCAUGA